ACUACCUCCUGCUCUCUCUUUCUCUCUUUCUUUCUCUCUCCUUUUCUCCCUCUCCCUGAUCCUCUCCCUUUCUUUCUCACUGAAUCAUUUCCAUCAUGAUUCAUGAUAAUAUUCACUCUCUUAAUCUUAAUCAAGAAUAAGAUUCAAUCACAUUUUUUAUUUCAUUUCAUCAAAAUAUUUUAAUCAUCACAAUUAACAAAAUGAUUUUAAUCAACGAUCAUCGUAACAAUCAAAAUACAUUUGGAUAAUCAAAUAAAUCAAAAGAUUUUUAUUAAUAUUUUUUUAUUUAAAUUACUUUUUGUAUCAAUAGUUUUACUCGUUAAUUUGUUUCCAGUUUUGUUAAUUUAAUUUAAAAUUUGAAUCUUUGGAUCUUUGAAAAUGGAUACAAAAUGUUUAUCGUUUAUUAAUGUAACUGUUUUGUUUUGUAUUUUGUCAAUUGGAUUAAUUGUUGAUUGUUUACCACAAUUUAAUCGAUUUCAAUCUCAAUCAUCAUCUCCAUUCAAUCCAUUUAAUCGUCGCUUUGAUCCAUCACCUUCAUCCUCAUCUUCUUUAUCAUCUUCAUCUUCAUCGUCGUCAUUUAAUCUAAACAAUAAUAAUAAUAAUCCAUUUAAUGACAAUUUAAAUCGUUAUUCUUUACCAGAUCCUAAUGAUCCAAUUUCAUCAUCGAUUCGUAGAUUUCCUCAGUAUUUACCUAAUGAUGGAGGAUUAUCUUCAUCUUCUUCUUCAUCAUCUUCCUUUCCAUCAUCAUCUUCAUCAUCCUUUUACUCUCGUCCUCCUCAGGUAAUUUCCGUUUUAAAUAAUCAGAAUCCUCAUCAUUCAUCAUCAAUCACAUGGAAACCACCACAAUCUCUUCAACCUCCAGUCUCAUCUCCUCCUCCACCACCUCAAUCACCACCGAUUCCUGGUGCUGUUCCUGGUAGAUCACCGGCCGAAAUUGCGACAUUGGAAGGAUUAUCAUCUCCCUCUCAUUCUCAUUCUUCUCCGAUUUUAUCAUCAUCAUUCUCAGAUGGAAGAUCCUUUUAUCCUUCUCCUCCUGUUCCUGGUCCAUUCCAACCGACAACUGAUCCUAAAUUCAUUACAAAUCAUCGAGAUAAUUUACCAAUAGUUUCAUCUCCCAAUUCUCCUUCACUUUCUCCCUCUGCUCUUCCACCUCCUUCAUCUGCAUCUUCCUCUUCUCUUCCAUCAUCUCCCUCAACAAAUUCCACUGGUAAAAAAGACGAUGUCGUUAUUUACUAUUAUUAUUAUUACGAUGAUGAUGAUAACAAAACUCGAGUAGCUAAACCAAAUGGAAAUGUAAAUGUAAAUUCAAACUCGAAUCUAAACUCCAAUUUAGAUACAAUUCCAAGUCUCGAAGAUUAUGAUCCAAUUAGCAACAAUAAUAAUCAACCACCAAUCAGAUCAUCUCCUUCAUCUUUUCCACAACCACCACCAACUCGACCAACUACAUCAACGACCACAACAUCAACAACGACCUUUACUCCGACAUUUUCCACAACAAUUAGACCUCCAUCUCGAUCAUUCAAUUCAUUUGACAACAAUAAUAAUUAUUUCAAUUCUCGUCCAUCAUUUAAUCAACCAGAUGAAUCUCAGCCUUUCAUCACUCAACCUGCUUCUCGUUUCCCACAACCACAAUUCCAACCCCAACCUCAACCUCGACCCCAACCACAACCACAGCCACAACCUCAACUUGUACCCCAAUCAAGACCACGAUCAAGAUCACAAUUCCAACCUCCACCUUCACCUCCAUCACCUACUCUUCCACCCUCACCCCCUCCUACUCGACCUUCUUCUCCUCCUCCCACUCCCACUCCACCUUCAUUCUCUUCUUCUUCUUCUUCCUCAUCAUUCAACGAUAAUAAUGAAGGCCCAAUACCAAAUGUAUUCCGUUAUGGAUCUAACAUUGGAUCUCGACCAUCAUUUGAUUCAGUUCGCGUUGGACACAUUCAAGGACUAAAUUCAAGGAACAAUCAAUUCAGGCCUAAUUCAUCUCCCUCUUCUUCUUCUUCCUCCUCGUCAUCUUCUUCUUCUUCUUCUUCUUCUUCUCUUCCUCUCCCUCAUCUUCUCUACCAUUUGGUCCACCAUUCCCAUCAUCAUUCUCGUCCACUAUUAGUCCAGCUUCCGGUUUCUUCUUCUUCUUCUUCUUCUUUCUCAUCGUCAUCUUCAUCGUCCUCUUCGUCCUCAUCUUCUUCGCCUGAUAUUCGUGAUGAGUAUUUAGAGCCUGAAGUUGUUAAUCAUAAUGAAAAUCUAAAUGAUAAUCGUAAUUACAACUCUAACCGUAACCAUAAUCAUAAUCACAAUCACAAUGACAAUCAACCAUCAAAUCAUUUUCAACCAAACGAUUAUCCAUCAGAACCAAUUAGAUCUGAUUAUCCAGAAUCUGAUUUAACUCCAACGACAUUAACUCCAAGCACAACAUCAACCACAACCACAACUACGACCACAACAACAACAACACCUCCACCUCCUCCUCCUACAACAGCAUCAAUACCCAUUGAAGAAUCAACAACAACAACCGAAGCACCAAGAGCUCGUCCAGGUUAUGGUGCUCGUCGUCGAUUUGGUAACACUGCGAAUCGUUUGACUCCAUUGAAUCGUCCAAGAUCAUCACCAAUAUUAGUCCCAUCGUCUACAUCUACUACAACCACUUCGACCACAACCACAACCACAACAACACCUCGACCUCGUCCACGAAACUUUGGCUCAUCUUUACGAAGACCUUACCGACCCAAUCGAAAUGAUAUUAAUAAGAUCACUACUCCGUCUACCGAAACUGAUCCAUCAUCAUCAAUCGGAAAUGGUUCUAAUCCUCCACAACCCCCACAAUCGGCACCAGUAUCUCAACCUUUAGUUCCUGUGUCGGGAGAAGCACCAGUUUCAGUUUCUCCUCCCGUUGUAACUACACAAUCGUCAGUAGUUUCUGUUAGUUCAUCAGCACCUUCGUCUUUCCCUCGUCGAUUUGGUUCAUCUCGAGGUAGAUUUAAUUCAAUUGUUAGGACAACACCAAGAACUACAACUACAUCAACAUCCACAACAACUUCUACAACAACCGCAUCUCCUAUUGGUUCAUCGGGCUCUUCAUCACCAACACCUCGUCCAACAUCAUUACUCCGUCGACCAGGAUCAAGUUUUAGUUCAACUAGAACUCGACCUCGAACUCGUCCUAAUUUCUCACGAUCACGAAAUCGAGUUGAAGAUGAAACCACAACAUCGACAUCGACAACCACCACCACCACAACUUCUACUGCACCUCCUCCUUCAUCACCCCAAGGAUCAUCAUCAUCAUCGGAAUCAUCAACAUCUUCACCAAUAAACUCAUCAUCAGGAAAAGAAAGUGAAUCAAUCAUCUCAUCAGGAGAAAUUGUUAAUGAAUCAACAGGUAGUUCAAUUGUUUCAUCAAAUGAUCAACCUAUUAACGAAUUAGCUCCAUCUUCAUCUUCAUCCUCAUCAUCUUCAUCAUCCUCUCAACCUUCACCUUCACCUCCAUCAUCAACCACAACUCCAGCCCCAUCAACAUCUUCAUCAACAACCGAAUCAACUGCAACAAUUAACAAUAACAAUCGACAACGAGCUCGAAAUCCAUUAUUUAGAAAUCGUCAGAGACCAAAUUUCGGGACUCGUCGUGGUAACAAUUUAAAUACUCCAAAUAAUAACAACAAUUAAUUAAAUUAACAAGAAACAAUAUCAAUAAAAAACUAAUUGUGUUCACAAUAAAUUAAAAAAAAAUCAAUUGAACCCAAAACUAAAUUUUCCUAAAUCACAAUUGUUAACAACUUUUCAUAUAAUCAAUUGUUUUCAGAUUCCACUAAUUGUAAUUCCAAUCGUACUCGAUAAUCACUAUGUUAUCCAUCAUUGAAUUAAUUGUUACAUUCAUCCUCAUUUCUCAAUAAGAUCAAACAUUUGCCAUAAUUUGAUAUGAAAAUUAAACUAAUUGUAACAUAAAA
Molecule: messenger RNA, 3941 nt
Organism: Panonychus citri (citrus red mite)
Lineage: Eukaryota; Metazoa; Arthropoda; Arachnida; Trombidiformes; Tetranychidae
Product: mucin-5AC-like
Source: RefSeq, a predicted model, not a curated record